CAUGGACGCCUCGAAGCCUGUGGCGGCGGAGGUAGUGGCUGAGGUGGCGGCUGAGUGCCGCCAUUGCAAGAUGUGUCUGAGGACGCUACCUGCGACUACCCCUGGCCGAGUCAAAGGCAAGACUUGGCAGUGUCGCACAUGCUUGUCCUUGCACAGCAUGCUCUACAGGAACUUGGGUCCUGGUGUUCUCGAGGAAUGGAAUGAGGAGCAGAAGCGGAGCUUCUUCCAGAAGGGUAUUGCGUCGUGUCCUGCCCAGGGCAACGCGUCGUGGGAGACUGUGCGCACGUGCGUCGUGCAAGUGCAGACGAAAGCUCGCCUGGAAGAAUCCGGCUCGCAGGUUGUGUCGGAGUCGCUUCCCAUGGGUGUAUGGCUGCAACGAGGCUUUGACAAGGAAGCGGUGGAGAACUUUGCAGACUCCCGCUGCCCGAAGCUAGGACAGCUGUACAGUGUGCCAGUGCGAUCUGAUAUCUGGCGUGAGGUGCGGAGUAAGGUGGAGCAAGAGAUUUUGCAGCGUGAGAAGGAUGUGCGCAAGAAGGCGAAGGGAAAGAAGCGUAAGCAAGCGGAUGGGGAGGAGGAGCAGGCAAACGCUGACGAAGAGGAGUGGGACGUGGCUCCUGCCCAGAAGCCUAUGGCUUUCCUGGGCGCGGCCAAGGCGAAAGCACAGAAGCCUGCGCGCGAGGAGAAGGAAGCCGACAAGCAGAAGCGCCUGGACAAGGAGAACAAGAAGACCGACAAGGACAACGAGCGCAAGAUGAAUGACGCUGUCAAGGCAUUGGCAGCUUUGACGCCCUUGGCUAAAUCUUUGGGGGCCAUAAAGGCUCAGGCUCAGAAGCUUUCUUUGCCACUGGCAACUUUGGAGGCAGCCUUGAUGGAGACAGAGGAGAAGAAGACGCAGGCCAAUGCCCUGGUCACGUCUCAGAACCAUGUGGCGGCACAUGUGCCUUUGCCGCCUUUGCCGUUCACUGUGGAGGACCUCAAGAACCAUGUGAAGGCCACGAAGAGCUUGCUGGCCCAAACCAGGAAAGACGUGAGGGCCGCCAAAGACGCGAAGGCUGCUGCUGAGGAGGGCAGUUGA
Molecule: messenger RNA, 1075 nt
Organism: Durusdinium trenchii
Lineage: Eukaryota; Dinophyceae; Suessiales; Symbiodiniaceae
Source: the annotation of a GenBank genome assembly